This is a messenger RNA of Ruditapes philippinarum (Manila clam), 1806 nucleotides long. Its product is annotated as ras-related protein Rab-13-like. Bases 140 to 748 code for a protein of 202 amino acids. The transcript is spliced from 8 exons. Lineage: Eukaryota; Metazoa; Mollusca; Bivalvia; Venerida; Veneridae. The record is from RefSeq and is a predicted model, not a curated record. Gene Ontology annotation, molecular function: GTPase activity; GTP binding.
GCAAGGAAAACCAUAUAGAUAACAACAUAUCAUACAUUAGUGUUUAUAAAACAUACACAUUUUACAUGUAUUAUGUUUCCGGUUUUAUGAAGAAAAAAAUGGUUUUAAUUACAGAAAAUGGUUUACAUCUUACAUUUUAAUGGCGAAGUCAGAAAGGAUAACACAUCUUAACUAUAAUAUUGUUGUCAUGGGCGAUCCUUAUUGUGGAAAAUCUUCAAUAAUCGAGAGAUAUGUAACCGGGAAAUAUGGUCCUAACUAUAUACAAACAAUAGGUUCCGAGUAUGCAAAGAAAAAACUCGAAAUAGAGGGAAAUCCAGUUAUGUUAUAUGUAUAUGACACUGCUGGGCAGGAAGAUAUGAAAACUGUAAUCAAAAGUAUCUAUAGGAAAGCUCAGGGUAUAUUGCUAGUGUUUGAUUUUUCCAGAAAGAAGACAUUUGAUCAUAUACGAGACUGGAUAGAUCUGAUUCAAAUGAACUGUGAUAUCACUCCGGAGAUGGUGUUAGUUGGCAACAAAGUGGACCUUCAACACUUACCUGUAACUACUGCUGAUGUUGAAGUGUUUGCAGAAUCUCAUAAUCUACCAUUUUUAAAUGUGAGCGCCAAACGGAAUUAUAACAUUGAGGAGGCAUUUAACAAAUUGUCCAAGAACAUAUUUAUAAACAGAAAGAGGUUGUAUCCCUGUAAUAUGGUCACGAGUAUCCAGUUAAAACAAGAUCAGAACGAAAACAAUAACUCCUGUUGCUCCUAGCAAUAAUCAUCCUUGUGUUUGUUGUUUGUGGAAGCAACUUCCAAGAGCGACAACCGCUGCAGGAAUACAGAAAGUAUAGGCAUACAAGAGUUACCGUAUUGUGACAUUUUUCAAAAUGGAUUUUUGUGUACAUUUAGAGCUACCUUUUAGUGCUUUACUGACUUUUUAUUCGUUUUUAUCUCCACAUAAUAGUUGCAACGUAUGUUGUUCAAUCAAACCUCCGAUGUGUUCUUUCAAAAAUUAAAAUUAUUUUCGUUUUUAAAAACACAUAUUCUAUUAAUCUUCUACAUUUGUAUAUCUAUUUGUCAUGACAGUAAACAGUAUCAAGAAUAAGUAUUACUGUCAUAUUUUAGAGUAAUGUUAAAUCAUGUACAAUAUCAUAUACAAGGUUAAACACAAGAUUAGACCAGUCACAAUUCACUCUCCGUCUCAACUUAAAACUGAGUUGACAAACAAUAUCAUAUGAGCCGCGUCACGACAAAACCAACGUAAUGCGUUUGCGACCAGCAUGGAUCCAGACCAGCCUGCGCAUGGAUCAUGAUCAGACUGCGCGGAUGCGCAGGCUGGUCUGGAUUCAUGCUGGUCGCAAACGCAAUAUGUUGGUUUUGUCAUGACGGGGCUCAUAUCUUAAUGAGGUUUGACAUGAAUGGAUUAUAAACUCGUAGUAACAAUGCUGUCGAGCAUGAGAAUGUUAUAAAGUCACUGAUUAAACAUGACAAAAAAUCUUCAGAUACUUUAUUGAUCAAUAAUAAAUCCUGGUUUCAUUUAGAUCUAUUGGAUUUCUUUUACUUGAAGUAUUUAUUUACCUUUUUGUAUUAACCCUUUUUUUCAAAAGCCACAUUUUUUGGCCUCAUUUCAUAUAAAGGAAGGCCGUUGUAUAUAUACUGUGUUGAGACGGAAAUUGUAUAUAGCUUCAUAAAUAGCCCAUUCUGUUUACAUACAUUGAUAUGUUAUCAAAAUAAUUGUUUAUUCUUCACAGUGAAUUAUUUGCUCACAUUUGAUUAUAGAUUAUGAAAUAUUUACUGUAUGAAAAUAAAACCUACUUCAAAUGAAGUGAA